Poeciliopsis prolifica (blackstripe livebearer) is the source of this 1340-nucleotide messenger RNA. Its product is annotated as pulmonary surfactant-associated protein D-like. The record is from RefSeq and is a predicted model, not a curated record. The coding region runs from base 230 to 976 and encodes 248 amino acids. Lineage: Eukaryota; Metazoa; Chordata; Actinopteri; Cyprinodontiformes; Poeciliidae. The transcript is spliced from 7 exons.
CGCUUUGGAAGGAGCAGAGCUGGCAGGAGCUCAUUAUUGUGAGCCGGAAAAGGAGAUGAAAAAGAUCCGGUAGUAUGACACAAAACUGCGGAACUGACUAGCUACCAUUUCCUCUGGGCCGGAUCUCAUGUUUCUAAAUCUUCAUUCACAUCAGAAGGCUUUUGAACGGCAAAGCAGCAGCACGUUGUGGACGAUCACAUUCUGACGUAUCCAACACUUGACUGAGAAGAUGAGGCUUUGUUUUCUCUUCUGUGUUUUCUGUCUGAUGCUUCCCAUGAGCCUCAGUCAGCUGCCGGGUCCCCCUGGUGAGAAAGGUGACAGAGGACUUCCUGGAGUACCUGGACCAUCUGGACCAUCUGGAUUUCCUGGAAGGAAAGGAGAUCCUGGAUUACAUGGAGCACCUGGAAUACCAGGACCACCUGGUGCAAUGGGAGCGCGUGGAAUACCAGGACCAGCUGGACCAUCUGGACCAUCUGGACUAGCUGGACGACCUGGACGACCUGGACCAGUCGCCGUGUGUGGACGAGAGCUCUUUGAUUCUUUCACACGGGAUGCUGAUUUACUGACGAAGAUCACCGCUAAGCUGGACCUUGCUAUAACCUUUGACUUUGUGCGGAAGGUGGGUCAGAAAUACUUUGUGUCCAACAAGGAGAGAGGAUCUUUCCAGAAGGCUGCAGAUUUCUGCCAGCAACAAGGCCUGGAGCUGGCUCUGCCCCAGAGUGAGGAGGAGAACCACAUGCUGCGUCAGCUGAUGGGUCAAGAUGAGAAAAGAGCCUGGAUCAACGUCAACGUGAGAAAAGCAGAAGGGAACUUCCAGUCUGACAUGAAAAAUCGACCUCUGACCUUCACCAAAUGGGGAGAAGGACAGCCGGAUGGAGGCAUUGGGGACAGCGGCUGCAGCAUGGCAGCGGAGGACGGCGCCUGGAGAGUGACAGCAGACUGUUCUCUGGACGCUGACAUCAUCUGUCAGCUGUAGAAAGAUCAUCCAUCAGGCAGCUUGCUGAGUCAUCUAGAUAUGACUUCAGCAUUUUUAUUACUUAAUCCAGAUUAGUGCAUUCAGACUGCUGUCAUCACUCAGUCUUGCUCUGUUUGUCCUGAUGGUGUUCAUCCACAGUCUAAUAAGCUUUUCACAGAUCCUUAUAUAUGACGUAUAUAUGACGUAUAUAUGACAGACAUAUUUAGGUGUUCAUACUUAAUGAAAUUGUUGAAUCUCACAAUGACUUUUUAACAGUGUAUCAAUAGUCAUGAGUGGAACUCAAUGGGAAAUAUUUGUGUGAAACGUACAGUGUAAACUGAUAUUAAGUUUGAUUCUUUAUCAUAAAUAAAGAUUUGACUGACAG